Manihot esculenta (cassava) is the source of this 1204-nucleotide messenger RNA. RefSeq names its product ethylene-responsive transcription factor 2. Gene Ontology annotation, biological process: regulation of DNA-templated transcription; ethylene-activated signaling pathway. The record is from RefSeq and is a predicted model, not a curated record. The coding region runs from base 119 to 988 and encodes 289 amino acids. The transcript has a single exon. Lineage: Eukaryota; Viridiplantae; Streptophyta; Magnoliopsida; Malpighiales; Euphorbiaceae. Gene Ontology annotation, molecular function: DNA-binding transcription factor activity; DNA binding.
UCUCAGACCAAAAUUUAUUUAAAAAAAAAAAAAAAGACAGCCUCUACCAACACAGCAGAACACAUACCUAAAUCGUAGAUUGUUCUCUUCUCUGCAAUCUUUCUUCAGGUUUCAGCAAAUGUACGGACAAAGUGAGACCGAUUUUGCCCUUCUUGAAUCGGUAUGCGUGCACUUGCUAGGAGAAUCCAUGGCGUCUUGCAAUAAUUCCGCCCCUUCUCUUCUUGCUACUACUCCUGUUUAUUGCAGAAGCUCAAGUUUUGGCAGCUUGUACCCUUGUUUAACGGAAAAUUGGGGCGAUUUGCCACUCAAAGUCGAUGAUUCUGAAGAUAUGGUGCUUUACGGCGUCCUUCGCGACGCUCUCACUGUUGGUUGGGUCCCUUCCCUUAAGACUGAGUCGCAACCUGAUUUUCCUCCGGUGAAAUUGGAACCUCAGGAGAAUUUGGCGGUGUUGCAGGAGAGUGUUGCUGCUCCGGAAACCACUGUACUGCCUCCGGAGAGGAUUAUAUCUGAAGGUUCUGCUGCUGUGACUACUCCCGCAGCGGCCCCGGCAAAGGGGAAGCACUACAGGGGAGUGAGACAGCGGCCAUGGGGAAAGUUUGCAGCUGAGAUUCGAGACCCGGCGAAAAAUGGAGCUCGGGUUUGGUUAGGGACAUUCGAGACAGCGGAGGAUGCGGCUUUGGCAUAUGAUCGCGCCGCUUAUAGAAUGCGUGGCUCUAGGGCGUUGUUGAAUUUCCCGUUGAGGGUUAAUUCCGGGGAGCCGGACCCAGUGAGAGUGACUUCGAAGAGGUCAUCGCCGGAGCCAUCUUCCUCGACAUCAUCGGGAUUGGAGAGUGGAUCGCCGAAGAGGAGAAAGAAGGUUGUCAGCUCCGCCGCGACGAAGGCUUCAACUCCUACAGUAGUGGCAGAAGCUGGAUUGAAAAUGGAAAAUGUAGGUGCACACCAGGAGGCAGAAGGUAAACGUGGCGUGCAGCUAUUGGCUAGCCAAUAAUAUUAAAGUGUGAGUGCUCUACGCAUCAGCACCAAAUGGGGGAAGGUUGAAAGAAUAGGUUGGCGGUGUAAAAUGCCGGCGAGCAUUCCAUAAUUUUUGAAAUUGUUUCAAUAGGAUAAAAAAAAAAAAUUUAGAUACUGAAAUUAUUUUCAGGAGUGUGAAUUGUUGAAAGUGUUUGUUUUGUAAAUAUAAAGAGAUUUUGUUAUUUGAUGAAAA